This is a messenger RNA of Symbiodinium sp. CCMP2592, 642 nucleotides long. NCBI's taxonomy places the organism in Eukaryota, Dinophyceae, Suessiales, Symbiodiniaceae. The record is from the annotation of a GenBank genome assembly.
AUGAGGAGUGGCAAAACAUGCAUCGAGGCGCUGGCCACAGAGGAUGCUGCUUCUGAGGUGCAGACUCUCGAGAAGGACCGUGAAGGCAUGCAUGGCGGCCCGAAGCAGGUCCAUGCAGGCCUCGAGGAAUGGCAGCGCGCUCCCUCGGAGCUUCUCCAGAUACUCCGGAAUCUGGGAUUCCCGGAGUCCGAGGCUUCGGACUCCUGCCUUGCAGCCUCCGCGCCGAAGCAGCUCUCGGGGAAAUGGAGGAUGGAGGUGGAGUUGGCCAAGGCACCCUGGCUUCGACCGAAGCUGUUCCUCUUGCACGAGCCCACCAAUCACCUGGAUUUUCGGGCUGCUCGCGAGUGGCUCAUUGAGCAGAUCGCGGAGUAUCCGCACACAGCGGUGGUCGUCUCGCAUGACAUGGCCUUUCUUCACAAGGUUUGCAAGGACAUCAUUUGGAUGGCGGCGCAGAGGCUGGAGACGUUGCCUGGAAAGAUCUGCUUGUCGCAAGAAGAUCUGCUCCGAAUGCAGCGCCGGAAGCCUCUCCGAUUGGAGUUCCGGGUGCCCAGCGGUGAGGACCCGGUCUCUCGAGGAAAGUCGCUGCACGAUGACGAGUUCACUUACGGCAGCCUGGCUGCAGUUUGCCUUCUCAUCUCGUAG